AUGCAUUGGAAACAACAGGCCAUCUACGCGGGCAUUAUCGUGUUAGGCCUUAUCUUCACCGGCAUCGUCGUUGCAUCCGGCCAUCGCAAAACACCCGACCAAGACAAAGAUCUCGAAAUCGAUGAACACUUCAGAACCCAACACUUGCGUCUCCCCAAGAUUCCUAAAGAGCAACGCAGGAGAAGAGAAGGCGAAGGAUGGUGGAUUGAAGCUGACAAUUAUGCUGGUCGAGAUGCAUUUACGAGGAGGAUGUGUGAGUUCGGUUAG
This is a messenger RNA of Fusarium coffeatum, 267 nucleotides long. RefSeq lists its product as uncharacterized. NCBI's taxonomy places the organism in Eukaryota, Fungi, Ascomycota, Sordariomycetes, Hypocreales, Nectriaceae. The transcript is spliced from 3 exons. The record is from RefSeq and is a predicted model, not a curated record. Bases 1 to 267 code for a protein of 88 amino acids.